CGUCGAGAGAGGCAGACACACGUACACACAGAGAGCCGGGGGGGGAGGGAGAGAGAAAAAAAAGAAAGAAAAAGAAAGACGGAGAUUAAGGACGGACAGAGAAAAAGAGACAGAGAAGCAUAAUACAUGCACACAGAGAGAAACAGACAGACGGGGAGAGGGACGGAGUGAGACAGGUAAAGUGAGAGUGUCAGAGAGAGUGAGUGUUUCAGAGAUUGUGUCAGAGACAGACAGGGAGUGAGAGAGGUGACAGGUUGUCAGAGACAGACAGGGAGUAAGGAGUGAGGCUACACUGGUCACUGAUGCCGCCACAGGUGAGUGAGGAUGUGGAGGUUCCUGCACUGCCCCAGGAUCACCCGAGUCUCCAGGAACAGCCUGUGUGGAUCUUCGGGUACGGCUCUCUCAUCUGGAAACCGGGAUUUCAAUUCACCUCCAGGAGGAUCGGUUUUAUCCGGGGAUACAGCAGGAGAUUCUGGCAGGGAGACUCCUAUCACCGUGGGAACCAGCAGGCACCUGGCCGUGUUGUCACAUUGCUGGAAGAUGCUAACGCUGACACAUGGGGGGUGGCCUAUCAGGUCCAGCAGGAGCAGCUCAGGCAUUCCCUGGAGUACCUGAACCAUCGGGAAGGCGUGCUGGGUGGAUACGUGUGCAAGAUGGUGACCUUUCACCCCCAGGGGUUGCAGGCCCGUGGCAGCAUCCUGGCGCUGGCUUACAUUGCCACCCCACAGAACCCACUGUACCUGGGCCCUGCCAAGACUGAGCACAUCGCAGGGCAGAUUCUCUGCUGCAGUGGCCACUCCGGCCACAACCUGGACUACCUGCUCAGACUGGCCCAGUUCAUGCGCUCUGCUUGCCCAGAGGUGGAGGACGAGCACCUGUUCUCCAUCGAAGCGGCCACUCUACGAUCGAGUCAGCCCCGGGUGAUCGGCAAGCUUAAGCCGUGCCCGGACGUGCCUUUACUGAGUUGGACAUGACACUCGCAGAGGGACGCAGGUGUGGUAACUGACCACCCAGAGGCCGUCCUGACUGUACUGAAGCCCAACACUGCUUCAGAAUACCAGCUUAACAUGGUACAAUCCCAAACCACUUCCAGCACCGUGCCAUCAGCUGGAGCUGCAUGUGUGGAAAGACUGGAUUUUAAACAAACAUUAUAACUCUGUUGGAGGGUGGGGCCGGUGCACUCGGGUGAGGUGUCUACUCUGUGUUCAAUCUUCAGGUUCUUAUCACCAACAAUAUCACUGUGUUACCUACAACUGUAUUUUUUUAAACAUAUUAUUUAUAAUCAAUAAAU
Molecule: messenger RNA, 1291 nt
Organism: Hemiscyllium ocellatum (epaulette shark)
Lineage: Eukaryota; Metazoa; Chordata; Chondrichthyes; Orectolobiformes; Hemiscylliidae
Gene: chac1
Product: ChaC, cation transport regulator homolog 1 (E. coli)
Exons: 3
Coding region: 303-974 (223 amino acids)
Biological process (GO): glutathione catabolic process
Cellular component (GO): cytoplasm
Molecular function (GO): gamma-glutamylcyclotransferase activity; glutathione specific gamma-glutamylcyclotransferase activity
Source: RefSeq, a predicted model, not a curated record